Molecule: messenger RNA, 2494 nt
Organism: Cornus florida
Lineage: Eukaryota; Viridiplantae; Streptophyta; Magnoliopsida; Cornales; Cornaceae
Product: cyclic nucleotide-gated ion channel 18-like
Exons: 6
Coding region: 258-2351 (697 amino acids)
Biological process (GO): monoatomic ion transport; transmembrane transport
Cellular component (GO): membrane
Molecular function (GO): monoatomic ion channel activity
Source: RefSeq, a predicted model, not a curated record
CCUCCAACCAAACAAAGCAUACAGUCCCAAAAAUUGGAGCUUGUUUGGGCGUCAUUUGGCGCCCUAUUGCAACGGACACAACAGUCACAAGGAUACCGAAAAACUCUGCAGCUUUUUCAUGGCUCCCCGUAAUUCUCUUCAUCGUUGGGGCCCACCAACCCCAAACCCUCCUCAUCCCGUUUCCCAUCUUCUCUCUCAUCUUCUCUGCAACUCCCAUUUUUCUCUCCUAGGGUUUUGCGUUGCUCUCCCCAUGGAAGAUGAAUACCAUCCGUCCCCAUACGCCCUCUAAAAUUCGCCACUUCGCCAAACCAACCUUGCUGAUCUACGAUCACGAUAAGCCCUGGUGGGGUCAGAUUCUUGAUCCGGGAGGUGAAAUCGUGAACAAAUGGAACCACAUCUUUCUCGUGGCUUGCUUGGUAGCCCUCUUCUUGGACCCUGUCUACUUUUUCCUCCCCGAAAUCGGAGGCAAAGUUUGCAUGGGUACCGACAUGGGUUUGGCCAUCUCUAUCACGGUGUUGCGAUCGAUCGUCGAUUUGUUCUCGCUGUUGCAUAUGGUGAUGAAGUUCAGGACGGCCUACGUGGCGCCCAGCUCUAGGGUUUUUGGGAAGGGUGAGCUUGUUAUGGAUCCGGGGAGGAUCGCAAUUCGCUACCUGAAAUCGGAUUUUGUCAUGGAUCUCGCUGCAACACUUCCCCUCCCACAAAUUGUCAUCUGGUUUAUAAUUCCAGCAGUGAAAAGUCAUACAGCUCAUCAUGCUAACCACACGAUUUCUCUGGUUAUUGUCCUCCAAUAUAUUCCACGAAUCUUUGUCAUUUUCCCUCUGAACCAACGGAUUAAUAAAACGACUGGGGUUAUAACUAAGACUGCUUGGGCAGGGGUUAUAUACAAUCUCCUUCUCUAUGUUCUAGCUAGUCAUCUUUUAGGAGCUUCAUGGUAUGUACUGUCCAUUGAGCGGCAGUACUCAUGCUGGAGGACAGAAUGUACAAAUGAGCAUAAUGGCACACACUCUCCAUCUUGUUCACCAUUGUUUCUCGAUUGUAAAAAUUUUGACCUCCCUGAACGUCAAUAUUGGUCGAAGUCCACUGAAGUGCUUACUAAGUGUGAUGCUUUGAAUACUAAAAUCGAAUUUAAGUUUGGCAUGUUUACCGAUGCCUUCAAAGAGGAUGUUGCUUCCUCUGGAUUCAUUGAUAAAUAUUUUUACUGCCUUUGGUGGGGUUUGAAGAAUCUAUGUUCAUACGGACAGAAUUUGAGUGCAAGUUCUUAUCUUCUCGAAACACUAUUUUGUAGUCUUAUUUGCAUCACGGGUCUAACUUUGUUUGCCCUACUCAUUGGCAACAUCCAGAGCUACCUGCAAUCUACGACAGCUAGACUUGAAGAAUGGAGGGUUAAACGAAGAGAUACAGAGGAGUGGAUGAGGCACCGUCAACUGCCUCCAGAACUGCAAGAUCGUGUCCGCCGGUUUGUUCAAUAUAAAUGGCUUGCUACAAGAGGAGUAGAUGAAGAAGAUAUUUUGCGUGCCUUACCCUUGGACCUCCGACGUCAAAUUCAAAGGCAUCUUUGUCUGGCACUUGUCCGCCGUGUUCCUUUCUUCUCAUUAAUGGAUGAUCAGCUCUUAGAUGCAAUAUGCGAACGCCUCAUCUCGUCCUUGAGCACCAAAGACACCUACAUUGUUCGGGAAGGUGAUCCAGUGAACGAGAUGCUUUUUAUUAUCAGAGGCCAGCUUGAGAGCUCCACAACUAAUGGUGGACGCUCUGGAUUCUUCAAUUCCAUUACUCUAAAACCUGGUGACUUCUGUGGCGAAGAAUUGUUAACAUGGGCCUUGAUGCCCUCUUCAAACAUAAACCUUCCAUCAUCAACUCGAACAGUCAAAUCAGUUAGUGAAGUGGAAGCAUUUGCUCUUCGAGCUGAAGACCUCAAGUUUGUCGCGAAUCAGUUUAAACGUCUUCAUAGCAAGAAACUACAACAUGCUUUCCGGUACUAUUCACACCAAUGGAGAACGUGGGGAGCUUGCUUCAUACAAGCUGCAUGGAGACGUUACAAAAGGUGGACGCUGAACAAGGAAUUGGCAAGACAGGAGAGCUUGUAUUAUAUGCGACUUUCUGAUGCAGAGAGCUGCUACAAUGAUGACUUCUCGGGUGCUGAAUACGAAGACAGUGGUGCUCAUAGCUCGGCAACAGACCACGGUGGACAGCAUUCUCAAGCUACGAUAUUGGGUUCGAAAUUUGGAUCAAGUACUCGAAAAGGGGUUCACCAAAAGGUCCCAGUGGUUGAACCUGCUGCCACGAACUUGCAGAUGCCAAAGCUGUUUAAGCCAAAUGAGCCUGACUUCUCUGCUAAUAAUGAGGACAUUUAACUUGUAUGAAAAUUAGUUGAUUCAGAAUGGAGAUAUAAGAGCCAUGAUAUGAUGACAUAGGUAGGCAGCUUGUAACAUUUGUGUAUACUCAUUGGCACGUGGUUAUUCAUUAAUUUCAUUUUUUAUGUUUAUAUAUAACCAAA